AUGAUUGACCUAGACUCACGCGGUUGCGGCCAGCGCAUGGGGAGAUAUGUCCUGCCACCGGGGGAUCCUUGCACCUGUACAGGUGUCAGACAGGGCGGUCAUUACCACCGCUACGCACCUGAGAUGCAGGGACAGGAUCCACCGGUGUAUAUAGACAUGCUGCCGGAGGUGACUGCUGACGUCAUCGGCCGUUGGUUCAAAUGCACUACGGGCAAAGUGGAGGAGACGACGCACGGAAUUCGAAUCACCUCUGAGCCGACUGAGCCGCAAGCAGAUUGUCAAGAGAUCUUGGAUGCCGGUCAGACAUCUAGCGGUGUGUACACCAUCCUGCACGCAGGACAGAAUAUGCAGGUCUACUGCCGCAUGGAGUCGGGGAAAGGAUACAUAGUGUUUCAGAAGCGGUUUAAUGGGUCGGUGAACUUCACUCGCAACUGGGCCGAUUACCAGGACGGAUUUGGCGAACUCUCGGGAGAGUUCUGGCUCGGGAACGAGAAAGUCCGUCAACUAACUUCGGAAGGUCAAUGGGUACUUGAGAUCGAGGCGGUGUAUGAUGAUCAAUUCAAAUCAAAUGAUAUGACGUACCGGUGGCCAUUCCGCGUAGAGGGCGACAGCUAUAAAUUGGUGGUGGAAGGAUUCACUAUUACAGAUGGUUUGUCUUUCCCCUCAAUCGAGACCCCUCACGCGUUUUCGACGUAUGAUAGAGACAACGACGAUUCCGCCGAAAUCAACUGUGCUGAGGUCGAGAAAGGAGGGUGGUGGUUUGGCCAAUGUAAAUCUCCGCAGGAUUCUUGGGUCAAUCUGAAUGGAGAAUAUUCCCUUCUGGAUCACCCAGACAAUGCAGAUCGGGAAUACCGCGGAAUGAAAUGGGAUGUUCCAGGGAACGUCAUAGUAGUGCGGAGCAGUCAAAUGGAGCUAUGCCGUUUCACUCCACGUGAUUGUCAAGACUUGCAUUCUUUUGGUAUCAAGGGCAGCGGCAUCUACACCAUUUAUCCGUGGAAAGACACGAGAAGAAUGAAGGUUUACUGCGAUAUGGAUACAGAACCCAAUGGCUGGAUCGUGUUUCAGAAGCGGUUUGAUGGGUCGGUGAAUUUCACUCGCAACUGGACCAAGUACCAGGACGGAUUUGGCGAACUCUCGGGAGAGUUCUGGCUUGGAAACGAGAAAGUCCGUCAACUAACUUCGAAAGGUCAAUGGGUACUUGAGAUCGAGGCGGUGUAUGAUGAUCAAUUGAAAUCAAAUAAGAAUAUGACGUACCGGUGGCCAUUCCGCGUAAAGGGCGACAAUGGUUGGCCUUUCCUUUCCAUCGACACCCCUCACGCGUUUUCGACGUAUGAUAAAGACAACGACGAUUCCGCCGGAAUCAACUGUGCUGAGGUCGAGGGAGGAGGAUGGUGGUUUGGCCAGUGUGAAUCUCCGCAGGAUUCUUGGAGCAAUCUGAAUGGAGAAUAUUCCCUUCUGGAUCACCCAGACAAUGCAGAUCUGGAAUACCGCGGAAUGAAAUGGGAUGUUCCAGGGAACGUCAUAGUAGUGCGGAGCAGUCAAAUGAAGCUACGCCGUUUCACUCCACGUGAUUGUCAACGCUUGUAUAAUUUUGGUGUCAAGAGCAGCGGCAUCUACACCAUAUAUUCAAAGUGGAAUUACACGAACCGAAUGAAGGUUUACUGCGAUAUGGAUACAGAACCCAAUGGCUGGAUUGUGUUUCAGAAGCGGUUUGAUGGGUCGGUGGAUUUCACUCGCAACUGGACCGAGUACCGGGACGGAUUCGGCGACCUCUCGGGAGAGUUCUGGCUUGGGAACGAGAAACUCCGUCUACUCACUUCUACUAAUAAAUGGAAACUAAGGGUAGAUCUGGUGGACGAUCAAGGAACGAAGAAACAAAUCAAAGUCAACAAAUUCAGCGUCAAAGGCAAUGGUUACACUUUGGACCGAGAUUCACCGGAUUCUGAUUUCCCUCAAUUCAAUCAACAUAAAUUCUCAACGUAUGACAAAGACCAGGAUGAGGAGCAGGGGGAAGUCGUGGCAUAA
Messenger RNA from Patiria miniata (bat star), 2025 nucleotides. RefSeq lists its product as uncharacterized. The transcript has 10 exons. The coding region runs from base 1 to 2025 and encodes 674 amino acids. The record is from RefSeq and is a predicted model, not a curated record. NCBI's taxonomy places the organism in Eukaryota, Metazoa, Echinodermata, Asteroidea, Valvatida, Asterinidae.